AUGGUGGGGGGCUUUAGUCUGGGAAGAGCUUUGGCCCGUCUGGUGUACGGCAACAAGGAUAGCGGGUCCCCUCGCGAUGCGGAGGUGUUCGACGCCGCGAUCAAGCACACACUGGGCUGGUACGUCGUUGUUGGUUCCGUUGCCGUUGUUGUCACACCGCUGCUGUACACCACAGUGCGGGUUAUCGCUGUGAAACGGAAGGCAUUUAUUCUGCAGACAGCAUCUACUCUUGUGCAUCCUUCUGCAGAAGUUAAUGCUGCUGGCAAGACAGUUUCAAGGGCAUUUUUUCUCACCAGCGUGCGGACGUCGGUGGCGGCGCGGCGUAUUCUGGACGCGCGGCGUACCACCGACAAUGAAUUUGCAAUUGUAUUCGCUAAUGAGGUGUUGAGGCUCUAUAUCGAUAGUGCAGUUCGCGUUGUCUUGCGCUUGUGUUUUCGUGACUGCCUCUUCCAUGUGGGUGUUUUCGUGUUUUGUGCUAUGUUGGGUCGAUUCAAUCCCCUCCUGGUGGCUGGUGCAGGGGCUGCUGCUACUGGCGCUGAUGCUGGCGAUAGCGCCACGCCGUUCGGGACACUUCUCAGAGUGGCGCGGCAGGCUUGGUGGGAUAUAUGUCACGGUGCGUUGCUGCUUUACACCGUAGAGGGCGUGACAAGCCCAUACGCCUAUUUCAUCUUCAGUCAGUCGAGUCCGCGCAUGCUGGAGCGUUGGUUUCCAUGGUUUGGCAAAAUCCACUUUGCGGUGGCACGCUGGGUUGAUCCGAGCGUCUACUUGGAUAGCCGCUGGCGCACACCAGACGCGGCGGAUCGCGUUUGGCGUGCCAUGACGCCGAAGGGAUUUGCUGCAAUGUGGUGCUGUCGUUGCGUGAUGCCGCUUCUUUGUCCGACAUAUUACAAGGAAAGUGGUCGUAUUGUUGUAUACUCUUCGGAGGGGGGAAGUGCGUCUCAAGUGGUCGUUGUCGACAUGUGCAAGAAGCCGUGUAAUGGGGUAAAAGUGGAGUCAAAAGAGACCUCUAGAAUCCCCCGUUUGUUGCCGAUAUUCCAAUAUAUGUGCUGGCUCGUAGUCCGCACUGGUAAAACAUCCAUGAUGAUUUUUGCCCUAACCUCAUUUGCCUCAGCCGCAAACUUCUCAUGGCUGCCAUUUCCAUGUACUGGAGGUCCACAGUACGUGGCGCUGUGUUAUGCGGAGAUGGUAUCAAUGAUGUGGUGGGUUUCAUUCCUUGUAAUACGCAGCUCGGUGGGCCGCUCUCUACGGCGCGGCCAAGCACACAAUCCGUUGCAGCCCAUACCAGGCAACGGCAUUAAGGUUAAUGCUUAG
Trypanosoma grayi is the source of this 1311-nucleotide messenger RNA. RefSeq lists its product as hypothetical. Lineage: Eukaryota; Euglenozoa; Kinetoplastea; Trypanosomatida; Trypanosomatidae. The transcript has a single exon. The record is from RefSeq and is a predicted model, not a curated record. The coding region runs from base 1 to 1311 and encodes 436 amino acids.